UAUAUAUCCGUCAGGCUUCACUCCCACCUUCUCGCCAGUGGAAUUUCAUCUCAGCUCCUGCACCUUCAGGGCAGACGAGAGCAUAAAAAUAAGCAAAAGCUGGCAGGCUGACGGGAACUUGCCUUUUACAGGACGGAUUAUCUGGUAACUGACCAUUUAGCUGUGGCACGCUCGGACUCUGUGUUUUAGUGUGGGAUUUUAACCAUGAGCUCAGUCGCUGUACUUACGCAGGAAAGCUUCAAGGAGCACCGCAGUGGGCUCCUGCAAGAGAAGAAUGCUGCUGGUGGUCCUGGUGCUGGAGAGGUUGAGGAGGACCUUCCUACCUACAAGGAUGCCUUCCCACCUCUGCCGGAGAAGGCAAAUACACCUGAGGGGACCCAGGAAACGGCCAAUGCCUGGCAGAAACUUCGUCCUCUCAAGUCUUCUGUUAUUACCCAGGUUUUCCAUGUGCCGCUGGAGGAGCGCAAGUACAAGGACAUAACUCAGUUUGGGGAAGGAGACCAAGCGAAGAUCUGUGUGGACAUCAUGCAGAAGACUGGAGCCCAUCUGGAACUCUCCUUGGCAAAAGAUCAGGGUCUUUCCAUCAUGGUUUCUGGAAAGCUGGAUGCUGUGAUGAAGGCCCGGAAGGAAAUUGUGUCCCGACUGCAGACUCAAGCUUCAGCUACUGUCGCCAUCCCUAAGGAGCACCAUCGUUUUGUCAUUGGCAAAAGUGGGGAGAAACUUCAGGAACUGGAGCUCAAAACCGCCACCAAAAUCCAGAUCCCACGACCUGACGAUCCCAGCAACCAGAUUAAGAUCUCUGGUACGAAGGAGGGCCUAGAAAAGGCAAAGCAUGAGAUCCUGUUGAUUUCUGCUGAGCAGGACAAGCGUGCUGUGGAGAGGGUGAACAUUGAUAAGGUGUACCACCCCUUCAUCACUGGUGCCCACAAUAAGGUUGUAGGAGAGAUGAUGCAGGAAGCCGGUGCUCGCAUUAAUGUCCCCCCUCCAAGCGUAAAUAAGACUGAGAUCGUCAUCACUGGGGAAAAGGAGCAGGUGGCCCUUGCUGUGGCUAUGAUCAAGAAGAUUUAUGAAGAGAAGAAGAAGAAUACCACCACCAUUGCAGUAGAAGUGAAGAAAUCCCAGCACAAAUAUGUGAUUGGCCCCAAGGGAAACACCCUGCAGGAGAUCCUAGAUAGAACUGGUGUUUCGGUUGAGAUCCCACCUUCUGACAACAGCUCAGAAACUGUCAUCCUUCGUGGGGAGCCAGACCGUCUGGGUCAGGCCCUCACUGAAGUUUAUGCCAAGGCAAACAGUUACAUCGUUUCCUCGGUGUCAGCCCCUUCCUGGCUUCAUCGUUUUAUUAUUGGUAAAAAGGGGCAGAAUUUGGCCAAGAUUACCCAACAAAUGCCCAAGGUACAUAUUGAGUUUACUGAAGGAGAAGAUAGGAUCACCUUGGAGGGUCCUACCAAAGAUGUCCAAAUGGCUCAGAGUCAGAUUGAAGUCAUUGUUACAGAUUUGGUAAGCCGAAUGGACUACACAGAGAUCACAGUGGAUCCUAAAUUCCAUCGUCACCUGAUUGGGAAAGGAGGCGUUAACAUCAACCGCAUCAAAGAGCUGCACAAGGUGACUGUCCGUAUCCCUCCUGACAACGAGAAGAGCAACCUCAUUCGUAUCGAGGGGGAUCCCCAAGGUGUUCAGGAAGCCAAGAAGAAGCUGCUAGAGCUGGCGUCACGCAUGGAGAAUGAGCGUACAAAGGACUUGAUAAUCGAACAGCGUUUUCACAGAGCCAUCAUCGGCCAAAAAGGGGAAAAGAUAAAGGAAGUGCGUGAUAAAUUUCCAGAGGUCAUCAUCAAUUUCCCUGACCCAGCACAGAAAAGUGAUAUCGUUCAACUUAGAGGCCCGAGGACAGAGGUUGAGAAAUGCUCAAAGUUUAUGCAGAAGAUAGUGGCUGAAAUGGUUGAGAACAGCCACUCUGUCUCCGUACCCAUCUUCAAGCAGUUUCAUAGAAACAUAAUUGGAAAAGGAGGCUCAAACAUCAAGAAGAUUCGAGAGGAAACCAACACAAAGAUCGACCUGCCUGCUGAGAACAGCAACUCUGAGAUGAUCGUGAUCACAGGGAAGAAGGCAAACUGUGAGGCUGCACGCAACUGCAUCUUGGACAUUCAGAAGCAGCUUGCCAACAUCACAGAAGUGGACGUGUCCAUUCCCUCAAAGUUGCACAACUCCUUGAUUGGGUCAAAGGGCCGUUUGGUACGCUCCAUCAUGGAGGAGUGUGGCGGUGUGCACAUCCACUUUCCCACUGAGGGCUCAGGGAUUGAUAAGGUCACCAUCAGAGGCCCUGUAGAGGAUGUGGAGAAAGCAAAGCAGCAACUGCUUGCCUUGGCAGAAGAAAAGCAAAUCAAGAGUUUCACUGCUGAGCUGCACGCGAAGCCAGAAUAUCACAAGUUUCUCAUUGGGAAAGGUGGUGGAAACAUCCGUAAGGUUCGUGACAGCACCGGAGCCAGAAUAAUCUUCCCCACUGCAGAGGACAAAGACCAGGAGCUCAUCACUGUGGUUGGCACAGAGGAAGCGGUGCGCACAGCCCAAAGAGAGCUGGAGGAGCUCAUCAAAAGCCUGGACAACGUUGUUGAGGACACUAUGAAUGUUGACCCCAAGCACCAUCGCUACUUUGUGUCUCGCCGUGGUCAAGUCCUCAGGGACCUUGCCGAUGAGUAUGGUGGCGUCAUGGUGAGCUUCCCUCGCACGGGCUCUCCGAGCGAGAAGGUCACACUGAAAGGAGCCAAAGAGUGUGUGGAGGCAGUCAAAAAGCGCAUGCAGGAGAUUAUUGAGGACUUGGAUGCUCAAGUCGCCAUGGAGUGUGUGAUUGCUCAAAAGUUCCAUCGUUCCAUCAUGGGUCCCAAAGGCUCACGGAUUCAGCAGAUCACUAGAGAUCACAAUGUGCUGAUUAAAUUUCCAGAACGUGAGGACCCACAAGCUACACCUCCUGCAGAAGCUGCUGUUCAAGAGAAUGGAGAAGCGACCGAUGAAGUGAAGGAACCCGUUGAUCCAAACUCUCCUAAAAAGUGUGACGUGAUUUUGAUUUCUGGACGCAAAGAGCGCUGUGAGGCCGCCAUAGAGGCUUUGAAGGCCUUAGUUCCAGUCACUAUUGAGGUGGAAGUGCCUUUUGAGCUGCAUCGAUACAUUAUUGGACAGAAGGGAAGUGGAAUUCGCAAGAUGAUGGAUGAAUUUGAGGUAAACAUUCAAGUGCCUGCUCCUGAGCUGCAGUCAAAUAACAUUGCAAUCACAGGCUUGGCCACCCACCUUGACCGCGCCAAAGAGGGCCUCUUGGAGCGUGUCAAAGAGCUGCAGCUCGAGCAGGAGAAUCGAGCUCUGAAGAGCUUCAAGCUGACCAUCACUGUGGACCCGAAGUAUCACCCUAAAAUCAUUGGUCGUAAGGGAGCAAUCAUUACAAACAUCCGCAUGGAGCAUGAUGUGAACAUCCAAUUUCCAGAGAAGAAGAAUGAAAACCAGGAUCAGAUUACCAUUGUAGGGUAUGAGCAGAAAGCCAUUGCUGCACGAGAUGCCAUCCAGGCCAUCGUAGACGAACUGGAGGAAAUGAUCUCUGAGGACAUCACCCUGGACAGCCGGGUCCACGCUCGCAUUAUUGGAGCUCGAGGCAAGGGCAUCCACAAGAUUAUGAGCGAGUUCAAGGUUGAUCUCAGGUUUCCACAGAGUGGAGCUGCUGACCCAAACCAGGUGACUGUGAUUGGUCGCCCUGAGCACGUGGAUGAAGCAAUCGAUCAUCUCCUUAACUUGGAAGAGGAAUAUCUGGCCGACGUUGUUGAGAACGAGUCAAAGAUGGCUUACGUGAAGCCACAAAGUGGUGGUGGUGCUGCUGCCAUGGAUGAUCACCGUGGCCCAUCCAAAGGUUUUGUGGUGAGGGAGGCUCCGUGGACCACCGGCAGUGAGAAGGCUCCUGACAUGAGCAGCUCUGAAGAAUUCCCAAUCUUUGGAACUCCAGUACAAGUGAAGGCUUCACCCUGGGGACCCAAGCGCUUCUAAGCCAUGCUUCUUACAGAUUGGCCCAAACUUGACUAGUAACAAUCCUUCCCGUUGUUGUCAUAACACCCCCCCCCCCCCCCCCACACACACACACAUCUCUUUACACCUCUUGACCUGGACUGACCGCUGGCCCUCAGAAUGUCCAUCUUGUUCUCUAGAGUUGAGACUGCGACGAGUGCUUUCAGAUCUUUAAUAUUUGAACCUGCGUUAAAUCACUACUGGGUGUGGGGUGUUCCAGUUGAAAUGUUUAAAUGAGACUCCUCUGUAGUUUGAACUGUUAAACCAAAUUGUGGUGGCCAGACAACAGUAUUUUGAGCUGCCCUGAUCUUAGUUGCCUUUUGCAGGAAAGGGGUAAAGGGACUCGAUUACUGCUGUUACAGUACCCCACCCUCUUCCUGCUUCAUCCAUGUAGCAGUGACGAUUGUCAACAUGGGCCCCCAAGCACACUGUGGUUCUUGUCAUGUCCUAACUGUGCUUCUGUGCAUAAUGAUCAAAUCCUGGCACCUACCUUGUAGCCUUAUGAAUCUGUAAACUGGGGAGGGGUGUGUGUGUGGGGGGGGGGGGGGGGGGGGGGGGGGGGGGAGCUUGCUGCAGAAUGACACCCACUCAAACUGCCAGAUGUUUGGAGUUCAUGCCACACCUAAACUUUGUACAACACUAGGCUAGAGCUCCAGUGCAUCACACCUCACUAAUUGUUAAAUGGAUUUUUAUUUUUUUAAUUAAGCAAUUCACUCUACAGGUAAAAAGAAAGACCAUCCUGUGCCAACUGUGUAGUGAUGUCCUGUUAUCUGCCCUCUGCAGUGGCUCCGUGUCUGGUCCUUUUGUCUUCCACUUGCUAUGCAGAUCGAUCUGUACUAUGGCAAUGGUCCCAGUUUUUUUUUUUUGUUUGUUUGUUUGUUUUUUUUAAAUCAGCCUUAAACCUAGAAGGAUACAAACCAGGUAGAAACAAUGUCGGGGUGAUCCAUAAAUGGACAACUGUAAGGAAUGUUUAUUCCUUUUUUUUAAAGCUUCUUGAACACUUGUAUCUGCACUUGUUUGUUGCAGGUCUCAUUUUGCUUGGGAGUGCACGAUUAGCAUGCUAGCUGCUAAAUCAUCUUGCAUCUGCCUAUCUUGGUUUAGAUCCUUCUUGUUUGAAUGAAAAGGUUUAUGCAACUACCAUUGAAGUGAACGGUUAUGGACAACUAGAGAAAAUGUCCAAAUUAAAGAGAAAAUCUUGGGGGAAAAAAACGGAAA
Nematolebias whitei (Rio pearlfish) is the source of this 5253-nucleotide messenger RNA. RefSeq names its product high density lipoprotein binding protein a (gene hdlbpa). Gene Ontology annotation, molecular function: mRNA binding. The record is from RefSeq and is a predicted model, not a curated record. NCBI's taxonomy places the organism in Eukaryota, Metazoa, Chordata, Actinopteri, Cyprinodontiformes, Rivulidae. Gene Ontology annotation, cellular component: cytoplasm; nucleus. The transcript has 28 exons. Bases 205 to 4020 code for a protein of 1271 amino acids.